Messenger RNA from Trichoderma virens Gv29-8, 594 nucleotides. RefSeq lists its product as uncharacterized. The transcript has a single exon. The coding region runs from base 1 to 594 and encodes 197 amino acids. The record is from RefSeq and is a predicted model, not a curated record. Lineage: Eukaryota; Fungi; Ascomycota; Sordariomycetes; Hypocreales; Hypocreaceae. Gene Ontology annotation, molecular function: protein binding.
AUGAAAGCACUGCUGAAAGCAGAAAACACAGAGGUGGACAAGGCAGACAAGGAUAGUAAUACGCCGUUACAUCUCGCAGUAGCGGGCAGCCACUUGGAAGCAGUAUCGUUCCUCCUUGAUGUUGGGUCAGACAUUAACAGAAAAGGAAAUGGCAAUCAAACCCCACUUUUUAAAGCAUCUUGUUAUACUGGCAGUGUUGGUAUCGUCGCAGAACUCCUUAAUCGUGGUGCCGAUCCAGAACUUCCGACAGACUCCGGAUGGUUUCCUCUUCAUGAUGCUGCAGACAACAUAGAGAUGACCAAACUCCUCAUUAGCAAACAUGCAAAUAUAAAUGUUCAGAAACUAGAUCAAUGGACACCGUUGCAUCUAUCAAUUGAAUGGGGGGAAAAGGAAAUCGCUCAAUUCUUACUUGCGAAUGGGGCUGACCCCAACAUUCUUGACAAUAAGGAGCAAACCCCAUUUCACCUGUCUUGGGCUGCAGGUCUGGAUGACAUUUUCAUACAACAUCAAGGACUUAUUCGUGUUGAUCCGAGUAUUUAUGAUUAUCAUGGAAUGACUCCUAUUCAUAGAGCCGCCUCAGUAAGCUCUCCCUAG